GAGUGAGGACAUGGCGGUGUGUGUCGCAGACUUCGGCCUCUCCAAGAAGAUCUACAGCGGAGAUUACUACAGACAGGGCUCGGUCUCCAAGCUGCCGGUGAAGUGGAUCGCUCUGGAGAGUCUCGCCGACAACGUGUACACCACACAGAGCGACGUGUGGGCGUUUGGCGUGACGAUGUGGGAGAUCAUGACUCGUGGUCAGACGCCGUACCCCGGCGUGGAGAACUCUGAGAUCUACGAGUACCUGAUCAAAGGAGAGCGACUGAAGAAACCUCCGGACUGCAGAGACGACAUGUGAGUCUAAUACAUGGGC
Micropterus salmoides (largemouth bass) is the source of this 313-nucleotide messenger RNA. Its product is annotated as tyrosine-protein kinase receptor TYRO3-like. Gene Ontology annotation, cellular component: signaling receptor complex. Gene Ontology annotation, biological process: positive regulation of kinase activity; cell migration; nervous system development. The record is from RefSeq and is a predicted model, not a curated record. Gene Ontology annotation, molecular function: ATP binding; transmembrane receptor protein tyrosine kinase activity. The transcript is spliced from 2 exons. Lineage: Eukaryota; Metazoa; Chordata; Actinopteri; Centrarchiformes; Centrarchidae. Bases 11 to 298 code for a protein of 95 amino acids.